GAGCAGUGUUUUUGUGGCGGGAGUUUUCCCCAUAUUGUUGUCAAGGUUGGUUGUUUACAGCGAAGUAAGUGUUGAUCCGUGCAAUAGUUUGGUGUAAAAUUGGCAAUGGCAAUGAACGGCGAUGGAGUGCAUGGACUGAACGGAGAGACGGUGGCCCCAUCUGAAGCGAAACACACCAAUGAUCCUCCUAGCAAGUCAAAAAUAGCUUGUGAAAACGGCGAGGCAGACAUCCACGCUGCCAAGCAAAAUGGAACUAAGAGAAGAACCCCAACUGAACUGUUCUCUUUCACUGCCGAACCUACCAUCGAAGACAUACGACGGAUGCAAGCGGAAUUUACUGACGAGCGAGACUGGAACCAGUUCCACCAACCCCGCAACCUCCUGUUAGCUAUGGUCGGAGAAGUGGGCGAGGUAUCUGAGCUGUUCCAGUGGCGUGGCGAGGUGACCGAAGGACUUCCCGGUUGGACCGACUCCGAGCGCGAGCACCUGGCUCAUGAACUCAGCGACGUCCUCAUCUACCUAGUUGAGCUGGCCGAGAAAUGUCAUAUCGAUUUACCCCAAGCAGUGCUCUGCAAAAUGGCCCUAAAUAGGCUGAAGUACCCUGCCAGCAAGGUGCAUGGCUCGUCUAAGAAGUACACUGAAUACAGGGACUGAGCGAUUGCAUGCGGUCAUGCCCAAUUGGCGUAAUGAAUACACCCCUGCACUUACAAAGUAGACAAUAACUGAAAAAUACUGUUCAACUUCAGUUAAUGGCAAUGGAGUAUGUUUCUACCUUUUUAUUUAGGGCACUACUUUAUCUCAAUAGUUGGUCAAACUGCCCUUAGCUGCUUUUAGUUUUAUCAAGUGCGUUUUAAAUCCAGUGUUUUUCUUUAACUAAAUGGGUGUUCAUCUUUUGACUUCCCUCUGAUGCUUUUGUCGUUUUAACUGUUCCCCAAAGUCAAAUGUACAGGCCCUUGUAAGAGAUCCGUUUUAUUUUUCAUAGUAUGAGUAACUACAUUUAAAUCUCUUAAAUCCAUAUUGUUGUCAAUGAUCGAUGGAAGCUAUAUGUUCUUUUGUUGCUUUAAAUUCAAUACAUGUGUGCAACUGAUAAUCGUCCUCUCAAAAGUAAAAGUGCCUUCAACUAUA
Molecule: messenger RNA, 1125 nt
Organism: Oncorhynchus nerka (sockeye salmon)
Lineage: Eukaryota; Metazoa; Chordata; Actinopteri; Salmoniformes; Salmonidae
Product: dCTP pyrophosphatase 1-like
Exons: 1
Coding region: 106-654 (182 amino acids)
Biological process (GO): dCTP catabolic process; DNA protection
Cellular component (GO): cytosol
Molecular function (GO): dCTP diphosphatase activity
Source: RefSeq, a predicted model, not a curated record